This is a messenger RNA of Achroia grisella, 1745 nucleotides long. RefSeq lists its product as uncharacterized. The record is from RefSeq and is a predicted model, not a curated record. NCBI's taxonomy places the organism in Eukaryota, Metazoa, Arthropoda, Insecta, Lepidoptera, Pyralidae. The annotation marks the transcript as partial. The transcript is spliced from 2 exons.
AUGAGGUGUGUCGAGGCCGUACGGGGGAUUGAGGAGCUGGAGAUCCACGUGGCCGGCAUGGACUCCGAGUGCACGGAGUCCGGAUUGUCGGUUGCGUCGGAGGACCUCAACUCCCUGUCGGUAACGACGGAGGACUGCCUGAGGGUGAGCACGUCGCCCAAAAGGCUCAGGCGUAAGAGGCGUGUCGUCGAGAAGUCGCAAGAUCUUGACUCCGACGACGACGUCGAGGUGGUGCAGGUGGAGAAGCGGGCUGCGACCCCGAAGAUAGGUGGGAAGGGUAAGCGCAGGCCAGCCUCACGCAUGGAGACAGAGGGUUCGGCCUCGGCCGGAUCCUCCAGGUCCGUCUCCGCGUCGAGGACUGCCGUCCACCGGUCAUCCAUGGACGAGUCGUUGCGCGCCGAUGAACUGGCCGCUAAAAUAGAGGACAGUGCCCUUCUGGUACUUGCCGCCAUAAAAAAGUCCGGCAACCUGAAGGGCACUAUUGUGAAGGACGUAAAGGACGCCGUCUCUGCCAUCCGUUCGGCGUCCGAUGUCCUCAGAGAGCGGUCGACUAGCGCGGAGGUAAUGGCCCUCACGAGACAGGUCGCCAUGCUGCGCGUUGAGCUGGACGAGGCCCAGCAGCUGUCCAAUGCGGCGGUCCAGGAGGGCCUGAAGGAGAGGCGCGAGUUGGUCGCCCUCCGGGUGAAGGCCGGUUCCUUCGCCUCAUUAGCCGAACAGCUGGAGCUAAUGAAGGCGGAGAGGGAGGAAUGGCAGCGGCAGGCGCGGGAGAGCGCUAGACAACUUGAGGACCUCAAGAAGUCGAGCGCUCUGGACCGCGCCGCCCUGCAUAAGACCAUGCGCCAGCUGGAAGAGGCGAAGACCGCCGCUGAGCUUCCGCCGGUGGUGGUCUCGGGGACGACGGCAGAAGCGCCGAAAGGCGCCACGCCCCGAACCCUGCCAGAGGACGCCGAAGACCGGAUCAUCCGGCGAGUAGGCGAAUUGAUGAACACCCGCUUCGCCGAGAUGGAGGAGCGGAUCUCGGCGAAGCGAACGCGGCCUCAAAAGGCCGCCAAGAGUACGCCUGCUGCCGGAUCAUCCGGUGUAGCGGCUGAUAGGGUUCGGGAGCCCAGCGGAGUACGUGCCUCUCAACCGUCGACCUCCGGAGCGAAUAAGGAGGGCUGGGCGACGGUUGUGAGGCGCAAAACGCAAAGGCGCUGGCGCAAGCCGAGCAGGUCCCACCAGCGCGCGACCAACGAAGGCGCCAAGCGGCGGCCACAGGGAGGAACCGCAGCGGAAGUCUUCCGCGCGGAAGUCGUCCUGACCAUGAGGCCGGUAGCCGAGGAGAGGGGCGUCACCUACGGGUCGGUGCUCACCGAGGCGAAGGCCAAGAUAUCCUUGGCCCAGCUCGGUAUCACCGACCUGAGGUUCCGCGUGGGAAGAACCGGAGCCCGUAUUUUAGAAAUACCCGGCGCCAACACAGGCGAGGCGGCAGACGCGUUAGCCGCCAGGAUCGAGGAGGUCCUGCCCGAGGACGUCGUCCGGGUCUCCAGGCCAGUUAAGUCGGCCGAACUGAGAAUCGGAGACCUGGACGACUCGACACUGGUGGCUGACGUGGUCGUCGCUGUGAUGCGCGAGGGGGGUUGCCUGGAGUCCGCGGUAAAAACCGGGGAAAUCCGGCGCAACUCCCAGGGUACGGGCUCCGUGUGGGUGCGGUGCCCAGUGGCCGCCGCUAAGAAGUUGGCCGAGGCCGGCCGGCUGAGGAUAGG